Molecule: messenger RNA, 1542 nt
Organism: Lithohypha guttulata
Lineage: Eukaryota; Fungi; Ascomycota; Eurotiomycetes; Chaetothyriales; Trichomeriaceae
Exons: 2
Coding region: 1-1542 (513 amino acids)
Biological process (GO): transmembrane transport
Cellular component (GO): membrane
Molecular function (GO): transmembrane transporter activity
Source: RefSeq, a predicted model, not a curated record
AUGGCAGUGAAGAAGGCAAGUGCCAUGCGCAAUUCACUCUCGAACAAAGUCAAUUCAAAUGAAACUCCAACGGCACACCCUUCAACAAGCGCCGAUGAUGAUGUGGAAAGCUCAUCGCCCAAGCCGUUAGAUGUACCCCCUGACGGCGGCUUCGGCUGGGUCUGUGUGGCUUGCAGCUUUUGGAUCAACGCUUGCACAUGGGGUAUCAAUUCCACAUAUGCCGUCUUCCUGGCCUAUUACCUAUCUCACGACUAUUUCCCAAAUACAUCCGCCCUCGCAUAUGCCUUCAUCGGUGGUCUGUCGAUCUCACUAGCUAUGUUUGUCGCCCCGGUCGCCACGAAGGUUACCAAAACCUAUGGUACCAAGGUCACUCUGCACAUCGGUAUCUUCUUGGAGACAUUGUCUCUGAUCGGCGCCUCGUUUGCCACCAAAAAGUAUCAGCUGGUCCUUGCGCAAGGGAUAUGCUUCGGCCUGGGCAUGGGCUUCCUCUUCGUGGGAAGUGUUGGUAUCAUUCCUCAAUGGUUCACCAAGCGACGUUCUAUCGCCAAUGCGGUCUCUGCCGCCGGAAGCGGCUGUGGAGGGCUGAUAUGGUCACUCUCGACACAAGCUAUGAUCGACAAGCUAGGUCUACCAUGGGCGUUUCGCAUCCUUGGAAUCCUCUCCUGUACGAUCAAUCUUAUUUGCAGCAACAUCAUCAAGGAUCGCAACGCACAAGUUGGUGCUAAGAACAAGUCUUUCGACUGGGAUCUACUCAAGCGGCCCGAGUUCUGGCUAGUACAGCUAUGGUCCUGGUUCUCUAUGUUUGGCUACGUUACAGUUUUGUUCUCUCUGCCAGCUUAUGCCCGUCAAAUCGGCCUAUCAGCCCAACAAGGUUCAAUUGUGGGCGCCAUUUUCAACUUGGGCCAGAUGCUGGGCCGCCCAUGUAUCGGGCUCGCAUCUGAUAGAUGGGGCCGUAUAAAUCUUGCGUCAAUUUCGACAGCUUUGUGCGGUGUCUUUUGCUUGGUAUUUUGGAUUCCCACAGAAGUCGUGCCGUCCUCCUUCGGACUUUUGCUGUUCUUCUCUAUCGUUGGCGGUGCGCUCGCUGGCACGUUCUGGACCACGAUUGCUGCUGUGGCUGCUGAGGUCGUUGGUCUUGCGGAUCUCGGUAGUGCUCUAUCGUGGACUUGGUUGAUAAUGGUACUGCCUGUGACUUGUGCAGAGCCUAUCGCAUUGGAAAUCCGACGUGCCCCUGGAAUGGAUUUUGUGUAUAUCUACGCACAAAUCUUCUGUGCGCUUUCAUAUAUUGCUGGCGGGCUUGUUGUAUGGGUUCUGCGGGGCUGGAAGAUUGGGGAAAUAGAGGAGCUGGAAAGAUUGAAGGGGCUAAACGAACAGAGGAUGCAGCACACCGCUUCCGCAGGUGGUGACGAGAAGGGUCCGCGGUUGGAGGACGACGAGCCUUUGGACGUACCAUUGACGCAGGUCAUUUCCAUCGCUAGUGCGAGGAAGCAAGGCUGGAAACCGAGAGACUUGUUUAGGAGAAUGAUCAAACCCAAGAUCGUAUAG